AUGCAAGUAUCAGAGCUGGAAUUAUUUAAAGAAGCAAGUAAAGAGCCUAAAUUUUUAUAUCAGUACACUGACGCUCAGGUCAUGAAGAUUUUAUAUAAAGUUUGGUCUGGGUUCACCAAGUUUAUCAGGGACUUCAUGUCAAAUGAUCACGCAUUUUUAUAGUGCGCAUUUCAUCAAAGCACAUUUGGUCGAAAAUUUCAAAUAGUGUGACAUUUGGUCAAAAUUUAACAGGUUUUUUCAGUCAAAUACCUCAUUAUCAAAAGCUUCGACGAUCACUGAGCCUGCACCCUUAUCAGGAGUUUAAUUAUGCAAGGACGGAAUGUUAAUUGUAUGGAAUUCGGAAGAUUUAUUUGUGGGUCUGAAAAUAAGGUAAAAUUCAUCCCAAAUCAAAAAUUUCUCAGUUCAGGCGGAUUUUCUUCACAUCUAGAAGAAGAAAAAAUUGAUAAAAGUAAAGACCAACAUAUAAGUUACUCUGCUAUUGCGUAUGCAGCUAAUUUAGACCGAGAAGUAGUUAAUAAAGCUAUAAAAGAGAUUAUAGGUACAGCAAUAAAAGUAUCAAGCAGUGGGAGAAAUGUGAAACUUGAUAUGAGGGUUGAAUGGCUCAUAUUUUUCCCUCAAGGAAAUUUGGUUAAAUACAGUAUAUUUACUCGAUUGAUUUUUUAAAAAAAAAUUGUGCUGAGAAAAUAUCUCCUGGGAAAAUUCUCGAUAAAAAAUUGCUAAAGGGUUGGGGUGCUAAUUAUUGGGAAUAAAACUUUUGAGUUUAAAUAUGGGUUAGAGUCUGGGACAAGAGCAGAAGGCCAGAGAUCUCCAAGCUUAAGUUCAGCAAAAACUCCAUCAACAAGCAGAUGCACUAUUUUUCGUCCUGAUUCUGAACAAAGUGCUGGAUAUCACCCAUCAAAUCCAAAUCCUCGAUACCAAGGCUUAAGUCCUGUCAAACUCAAGCCAAUCCCAGAAAAAACUUCUGAAACCUCCAUACCUUGGCCUUAUUUGCCAGAAGCCUACAACGACAAGGUCUCGCCUGGAAAAGGUACCAAAAAGCUAAACAUCCCUCCCCCAAUUUCUGCUCGAAAGCUUUUAAAUGACCAAAGAGCACAAAUUGAGCAAAAAAAAGAGAAAAAAGAAACAGAAAGCAAGCAAGCCAAAGAAUACGAAAAUAAACUGAUAAAAGACAUAAAAUUAAAUAUGGCGUCUUCGUCUGGGCAUGGCCUCCCGGCCAUGCAGCCUCAACUCAUAUUUAAUUAUAUCCGGCAAGGUUUUGCCAGCUCAGAGAGGGACAGCAAUGCUAGGUAAGCAAUUCUGGUUGUGUUCAGAGCCUAGCCCUAGUCUAUUCUCAGGGUUGGUUUUUUUCCUCGUGGGGAAGGAAGGCAUGACAGUUGGAAAGGGGAAGCCCAGCAGAGUCCUAAGGACCAAUCGGGCAACUCCCUAGCGUGAAACUGGGCGUUACGUCCCAGGCUGCGUGUUUUUCCUUUUUGCCGAGAGCCGACCAGAAAAUCCAUUUUUUGGAUUUUCGGAAAGGCAACCCAUGUCCAGAUGCAGUAACUCACUCAUGAGCCGUCGAAGCCGGUGACAUUUACCCUAGGCGCACCUUGGUGAUCGAGACGGGUUGGCCCAGCAAUUCGUGGGCCCGAUGUGGCGGGUCUGGGAUAGUCUACCGCGUGGUGGACGUUAAACGUUAUAAUUAAUUAGUUAGUUAGAUAAAAGACAUAAACCAAAGGCUGAUUUCAGACAGAGAGUCAAAAGAAAUCUUACUUACUUACUUACUUACUUACUUAAUUAUUAACUGUGUUUAACGCCAUUUACGGGGUUGCCCCGACCCAGAGCUUCCCGCUGCUUCUUCGCCGCAUAGGGCCCGCCGACCGUCUGUGGCCAGUCAGCCUCUCGAUCACCAAUAUGCGCCUCCGAGCAGUGUUGCCGACUAAGGCGGCUCAUGCCUGAGCUACUUGGCUUGUGGACACGGGUUGCCAUUCCGAAAACCCAAAACAUGGAUUUUCUGGUAGGCUCUCGGCAAAAAGGAAAACACGAAGCCUGGGACGUAACACCCCAGUUUCCACGCUAGGGAAUUGCCCGAUUGGUCCUAACGGACUUGGCUGAGCUUCCCCUUUCCAACUUGCGUGCCUCCUUCCCCAUGAGGAAAAAACAUUCCCGAAAGUAGACUUGGGCUAGGCUCUGAGCACAACCAGAAUUGCUUACCUAGCAUUGCUGUCCGUCUCUGAAAUGCAAAACCUUGCCGGAUAUAAUUAAAAUAUGAGUCGAGUAUGCAUGGCCGGGAGGCCAUGCCCAGACGAAGACGCCAUAUUUUAAUUAUGAGUCAAAAGAAAUCGCUGAAUGAGAAAAAAAGCUGAUUUUUAUAGAAGGAAACAAAAAACAGCUAAGAGAGCACGAUGAAAAACGCAAGAAAAUUAAAGAAGAAAGGAAUAAAGAGUCUUAUGAUUAUUUUCCUUUUACUCAUGGAGAUGCUCUUGAGCAGAAACAAAGAGAAAUUAAAGAAGAAUGGCAAAAAGAAAUGAACCAAGUCAGAGAAAAAAGCAGCUCAAAAGCACGCUCAAAACUAUCAGACUCCUAUAUAGCACAAUACCCAGUAUGGUUAAAACAAGAUGAGUAUGCACCGAUAAGAAGAAUUAAUGAAGACCACGUAGAAAUCGUAAUGGAUCAAGCUUUGCAAAGAUAUGAAGAGCAGCUGCAAAAAAUUGAAGAAGAAAACGUUAAAAGAGAGGAAUUAAAUGAAAAACAAGACAAUUUUAAUAAAGCAUUUGAAAAGCUGAAGUCCAAAGAAAGAGAAAAAGCUGCAAAUCAAAUGUUAGUUAUUACGUUUAAUGUCCAUACCAGAUUGUCAGCUACCUCCAAAACCACUCUGGAACAUUUUCACAAUCUCCCUCCUGCCCGCAAAAGUUUGGCACCUUGACUUUUUUUCACGGUGAGGACACCAGUCUUCAAGUAGGAUUCGGUGAUCUUUUUUGAGCUCAGACUACCUACUUAUAUCUUUUAGGUACCUAAACGUCCCAGUCUCUACCCUGGGGUAGUGGUGCCAUUCUGGAAAUUGAUUUCCUAAAAUCAGGAGUCCAGUUGGAAAAACUACCUGGCUAGGAAAUUUCACCAAGGAAACCAAACCUCAUAAUUAAAAUAUGCAAGAGAAGAAUUUUAGUAAGGGAUACCAAAAAAUUCGAGCAUCACCAUAUUUUAAUUAUAGAAAAAGCUAUCAGAGAAAACGAAAAUAUUUUACGAGAACAAAUGAAAGAAAAAAAACUAAAAAAGAAAAAAGAAACAACAGAAAAUAAAGAGCUUGAAAACACGAAUUUCGGGCCAGAUGAAGGGGUAAGUGAGCUUAUGGAGGAGGCAGAAGAACAAGCCAAAAUAAAAAUGGAAUUAAAAGAAGCUCUACAAACACAAAUAAAAGUAAAAAACAUAUAGGAAAAGCAUGAAAAGCUGAGAAAAAGGCAAAAAGAAGAAAGGGAAAUGGAUAUUUCUCUAAAUCAGCUGUUUGAAGAAGCUUGGGAAAACGAACAAAUGAAUUCCAAGCUAAAAUCGCAAGCAAAUAAGUAAGGAUUAUAUAGGAACCUCUAUAAAGAAGUCUGGCUUAAACAAAUGAAAAUGAGGCAGCUUCAAAAUAAUUUAUCAAAUGAAUAA
Blepharisma stoltei is the source of this 3624-nucleotide messenger RNA. Lineage: Eukaryota; Ciliophora; Heterotrichea; Heterotrichida; Blepharismidae. The record is from the annotation of a GenBank genome assembly.